AUGCUCUCCUCUGAAGAUGGCGAAGAUGCGGCUACCAGCCGCUUUGGGAGCUUGAAUCUGUCCAUACUAGGGCUGGGAACAGAAUACCCUCCGUAUCACCUCGAUCCCGCAGCUCUAGACACGCUCGUCCAGCGUCAUUACCCAGAAUCCCCAGCCAUGACCAAAAUCCGAACCAUAAACAAAUACACUGGAAUAGACACCCGGUCUGCAAUUGGCUCCGUGGACCACCCAAUGGCCAACAUGGACCGCGCGCCGAACAUUGACGAGCUCUGCUGCCUUUUUCUGAAAGACGGGGUGGCUCUAGCGGUGACAGCUGCGCGUAAAGCGCUGCACGAAGCGCAACUCUCGCCGUUGGAUAUUACGCAUGUUGUUUCGACAACUUGUACGAAUAGCGCAAAUCCUGGGUUCGAUCACUACGUUUGCAAGCAAUUGGGGAUGACACAGCCUGUAGAGAAGGUACUACUACAUGGGAUUGGCUGUAGCGGCGGGUUGGCGAGUCUAAGAACGGCUGCCAAUCUGGCGCUGGGAAGUUCAUUCAUGGGCCGGAGGGCAAGGGUGCUGGUUGUUGCGCUGGAAAUCAGUAGUCUGUUGGUGAGGAGCGAAUUGGAUAGUAUCCACCAGUCGCAGGAGACAAGAAUUGGGGUUGCGUUAUUUAGUGAUUGUGCGAGUGCGGCAGUGCUAAGCAAUGGAAUCGACGAUGGCAAUAUGGAGCCAGUAUAUGAAUUGUUGGGCUGGGACCACCGGAUAAUCCCUGAUACGGAGGAAGAUCUGGGAUUCGACGUCGACCCAUUAGGCUGGAAAGUCGUUCUCUCCCCCCGGGUCCCUAAACUAACCGCCGGCGUCGUUUCCCCCACCUUCAACGAUCUCCUCUCCACCCUCCCAGACCUCCCUCCACAGUAUCGAGAGGCAGCAGAUUUCGACUGGGCACUACACCCUGGCGGCUCAACGAUCCUUUCAGGCGUCGAGCGCGCCAUGGCCAUCACACCAGAGCAUAUGCGUGCCUCCUACGACACGUACAUUAACCACGGCAAUUCAUCCUCAGCAACAAUACUCUCGGUGAUGGACAGGCUACGGCAGAAGGAUAUGGAUGAGUUAGCGCCUGCAGGAAAAGUGAAGGACUUUGUAGUGGGCUGUGCUUUUGGUCCAGGUAUUGCGAUUGAGAUGUGUAUGCUGAAGAGGAAUCUGCGACAUGUGAGACGCACGCUUGUUAUCACGGGUGGCGAGGCGACCCCUCCUAUGACAGAAACGGAUCCGAGUGAUGAGAGUGAAGGGAGUAGAAGUGACGGAGAAGGGGACGACCUACCUCAAGCAGAGAGAGAAGUCGACGGCAUGACGGGGGAGGCUAGUGAACUGGUAUGCGAGAAAUCGAAUAGCGAAGAGAAAGAUAGUCUGGCAGAAGCGCUGAAUGGCGUCGAAUUGGAUUGA
Messenger RNA from Venustampulla echinocandica, 1425 nucleotides. Its product is annotated as Thiolase-like protein. The record is from RefSeq and is a predicted model, not a curated record. The transcript is spliced from 3 exons. Gene Ontology annotation, molecular function: acyltransferase activity, transferring groups other than amino-acyl groups. Gene Ontology annotation, biological process: polyketide biosynthetic process. NCBI's taxonomy places the organism in Eukaryota, Fungi, Ascomycota, Leotiomycetes, Helotiales, Pleuroascaceae. The coding region runs from base 1 to 1425 and encodes 474 amino acids.